Messenger RNA from Huiozyma naganishii CBS 8797, 990 nucleotides. RefSeq names its product Mrl1p (gene MRL1). The coding region runs from base 1 to 990 and encodes 329 amino acids. The record is from RefSeq and is a predicted model, not a curated record. Lineage: Eukaryota; Fungi; Ascomycota; Saccharomycetes; Saccharomycetales; Saccharomycetaceae. The transcript has a single exon. Gene Ontology annotation, molecular function: D-mannose binding; signaling receptor activity. Gene Ontology annotation, biological process: lysosomal transport.
AUGUUGGAGCAACCAAAGGACCCCUUCUGUGCCGUGACAAAUCCUGCGUCAGGAUCGUUCAUUGACCUUUCGCAGCUCUCGGCGAGUCCGAACAAGCAGAACACGAAGAAGAAAGGCGGUCAGAAGACAAAUUUCGACAAGUCCAAGACAAGGUGGCUCGUGAAGGGGUAUGGCCCGGACCUCGGUUUGAACUUUACGCUGAGUGUGUGUUCAUCGCCUGUGGUGGAUGAAAGCGACGAGUCCCACCAAUUGAAGAAUACUACUGGAGCGUACUACUUCGACAGCAAAAGGGGGAAAUACGUAUCCAUUGGCGACUUCAGCACAAAACCGAAACUGUUCGGAGUGACAAGUAAGAAACUGACUUUGGAGUACGGGAACGGUGAUUCGUGCCCGAACAGUGUUGACAGGAAAUCUACACUGCUAAAUUUUGUAUGUGACAGGGACAUACUCAACAGUAAGGCACAGAUAAGUUACAUCGGGGACCUGCAUAACUGUUCGUAUUUUUUCGAAGUACGCUCCGUGUAUGCGUGCCCCACAUCUACAAACAACAACGAGUUCAACGCCUGGGGGAUUUUCUUCGGAAUAUUCGCCGUGUUCUGCCUCGUGGAGUUCUGCCGUAGGUGGAUCGCCGCGAUGACGCAGAGGGGCAGAACCCUUGAUGCCUCGCUGGCACCACCAGCUGCUGCUGCAGCCCGCGGGGACUCUACUGCGUCCCCCUACGGCCUUCCAGACACAAGCACCAACUCUGCUGUCCCACGCUGGGAGUUCAUAGAAGACGAGUCCAUAUUCACAAGAUUCAUACGAAGCGUCACCGACUGGACGAGAUACUGGAGGCCGAGAGGGCACCCGUUCCGCAGGUCCUCCACGCCGAGCGCAAGAAAUACAAUCCGCCUGAAUAGCCCGUCGGAGUCAUCCUACUUCAGAGACAUGGAAACGCAAAACGAGAUACUGGACUCACUGGAUUCAACUACUACUAGAAGCAGCAAUUGA